This is a messenger RNA of Anoplophora glabripennis (Asian longhorned beetle), 2825 nucleotides long. RefSeq names its product membrane-bound alkaline phosphatase-like. The record is from RefSeq and is a predicted model, not a curated record. Gene Ontology annotation, biological process: dephosphorylation. Bases 45 to 1619 code for a protein of 524 amino acids. The transcript is spliced from 7 exons. Gene Ontology annotation, molecular function: alkaline phosphatase activity. NCBI's taxonomy places the organism in Eukaryota, Metazoa, Arthropoda, Insecta, Coleoptera, Cerambycidae.
UUACUCGAUAGAUUAAGACGACCUUUACUCGGUCCACCUGUAAGAUGUUUGUUUAUUAUUGCCUGUUGGUAGUCGGUUUCUGUGCGGUGGUAAUGGGCGGGCCCAUGGAGCUUAGGAAGAACGAAGAAGAGGACGACGAAAUCUCUCCAUAUCCCAAUAGGAUAGUAAGGAACAAGACCCUGGAAGAAAUGGAUGAAGAAAACGACCAUAAAUUUUGGAGGAACAAUGCCGCGAAAGCCGUCAAAGAAAGAUUGGACAGAAGAAUUAAUCAAAACAGGGCUAAAAAUGUGAUAUUAUUCCUUGGUGAUGGGAUGUCGAUUCCUACGAUAGCCGCAGCCAGGGUAUAUUUAGGUGGAGAAGAAGAACAACUCACUUUCGAGAAAUUCCCCUAUACCGGUUUUUCAAAGACAUACUGCGUGGACCACCAAACAGCCGAUUCGGCAUGCUCCGCCACUGCGUACCUUGGAGGGGUGAAAGCUAAUCUUGGAACAAUCGGUGUAUCGGCAGCAGUGGCAAAGAAGAACUGCACGGCUAUGAACGAACCCGACAACCGCGUGGAUUCCAUAGCCAGACUAUUCCAACUCAAAGGAAAGCGUACUGGGUUGGUGACCACCACGAGAGUGACCCACGCUUCCCCAGCAGGAGUCUACGCGCACACAGCUGACAGACAUUGGGAAUCUGACACCAACGUCAUCAAGGCGGGAUGGAGUCCAUCGGAGUGCCACGACAUAGCCAGCCAGCUCAUCUUCGGGGAAACAGGUAAAGAACUGAACGUUAUCAUGGGGGGUGGGAGGAAGAAGUUCCUGCCGGUGGAAGUAAACGAUGAAGAUGGAUAUCCAGGUGAUAGGUCGGACCAUGUGAACCUCAUCGAGGAGUGGAAGAGGCAAAAGGAAGCCAUGGGGGUGAGGUACGAGUAUGUGUGGAACAGAGAGCAGCUGUUGAACGUCGCAGAUGACACAGACUACCUUCUAGGCCUCUUCGAAAGCGGUCACAUGAAGUACAACAUAGACCGAAACGCCGAUACCCAACCGUCCCUGGAAGAGAUGACGGAAUCGGCGAUCAAGAUCCUCCAGCAAGGCGACGAAGGCUUCUUCCUCUUCAUCGAGGGAGGCAGGAUCGACACGGCCCACCACGACAGCUCGGCGCACAAGGCUCUGGACGAAACCGCCGAGUUUUCGAAAGCGAUCCAGAAGGCCGUGGAGAUCACCAACGAGGAGGACACCUUGAUUGUUGUGACCUCCGACCACGCUCACACCAUGAGUUACGCGGGAUACGCACAGAGGGGAAGUGACGUGUUCGGAUUCGCUGGAAGGGCAAGUGAUUCCAACCCUUAUACCAUCCUGAAUUACGCCAAUGGGCCUGGGUAUAAGUCCAUGGCGGAUGGAGGAAGAUAUGUUCCGUCGGAAGAAGAAAUGAACGAGGUAGGAUUCAAGUGGCCCUCCACAUCACCCCUCAAAUCAGAGACCCACGGUGCCGAUGACGUGGGAGUCUUCGCCAAGGGUCCCUGGGCUCAUCUCUUCACGGGGGUCAUGGAAGAAAACGUUAUACCGCACUUAAUAGCGUUUGCGUCUUGUGUCAGUAACGAAGCCGGAUGCGAGAGUUAUCAGAAGGAAGCGUAAAGAGGCAGAUUUCAAGGCGAGGAGAAUACGCAGCGAACCCUUAAGCCGACCGUACACGUUCAGUUCUUACUGGAUUGUAAAUAACCCGGAAAAAAUAUUUCUGCUUUAGAAAAUACGUAUCUCCUAUAAGAAAAGGGAUUUUUGAAAUAGCGUUCGCUAUUAUAAAAGUAAAUUUUAAAAAAUCGUUCGCAGUCAGUGAUUACAGAUUUUAAAACAUUAAGUAAGAGCUGUAGACAACAAAAGGCGUCCUUUAUAAAACAGGGUUUUAUUAGUUUAUUACUUUCUUUAAAUCUCUUUGUUAAAACAAUUAUUUUUAGGUAGGCCACAAGCGUAUGAUUAUUGCUAAGAUCGUAGGAUAAAUGUUUCAAUAACGUGUGUGGCCACCUUUAUCUUCUUUGCGUCGACACGAUAUACGAUUUUUUUUUUAUGAAGAGCUCUCAGGUAUUUUUAUAUAUCACCACGUAAUUUUAAAAAAUUCAUGAAGUGCUUUUUGCAGAAACAUCAAACGACGAGCAGUAAGAUGCUUCGAAACGAGAUUAUAUUUUUUUUAUACAUAGACGGUUAUGAUCCGACAAAUGUCUUGCUAUUUUUUUUUCUCUCGAAUACUUCGAUUAAUAAUUUAUUUAUUGAUAUCACUGUAAAAUAGACAGCAGUUGUUUUCGAAGACCGGUGAUGCUUAUUGUUUUUCUUUUGUCCGUGAAAUUGUUCCGGUUGAUUUCCGUGUGAAACAACGCUAAAAGUAAUAGGAACACCGCGGUGGUUCCCCAAAAGAGUUAUAUGAAUAAGACUUCACGCACUGCGUUUUUUUCCAAUCGAAUCCUGUUUACAUGUGCGUAACAGUGCGUGUAUCCUAUUCACGAUAACUAUAAAUGUGCCAGUUGAUAAAAUUUCCGUUUAAAAUAAUUCAUUUACCGAAGUCUUUCUUCCUUGAUUGUAUUUGUCCAAAGUACAUUUCCGAUAAUUCAUGUUGUAAAUAUACUUCAUCCUCAUCGCGGUAUUUGGCUCAGAAAGUCAAUUAGCUGUGUGGGGAAGGGACGAUGUAUUAUUAUCCUGUAAGACGCGGUGACAAGAAAAACCAAAAAGUAGUGCUUAGAAAUAUGAUUAAUAUUUGAAAUACCAGUUACUUUGAUUCUAGUUUAAUGAAACAUGUGAUAUGCAAUCAGUUGUAGUGAGAAUAGUUAAUAUUAAAUGUUUUUAUUAGUUCUG